UGUACUUUGUCUUUUAUUUUUUUUUAUCUUUGUAAAAAGAAGAGAUAAUGAAGCUUUCGCAAAAAGUUGCAGAGGAUACAGUAGACACAGUAUUUAAAGUACUUGUGGAUGGUAGCAAACAAGAUUACAUAGGCGAAAAAAUAUCUCAACUUGAACAUAGUCUACAAGCUGCUUGUUCGGCCCAAGAAGCUAAGGCUGAUGAGGAAACCAUUCUUGCUGCUUUGCUUCAUGAUAUAGGACAGUUUGCUACUAGUGCUGAUCAUAAACAGAUGCUUUGUGAUGCCUCUGAUGUUGACCCCUCUGCACCUAAAAAGCAAAUUAGUGUCGGCAUAACCGGGCAUGAACGUAUUGGUGCGCAAUAUCUUUCCAAUUUAGGAUUUUCUGAAAAGGUGUGUAUACUGGUUGAAUCUCAUGUCCCAGUUAAGCGAUACCUUACUGGUAAGUACCCUGAUUAUUAUGAUGGGUUGAGUGGUGCCUCCAAAUUGUCAUUAAAAUACCAGGGUGGACCUUAUACACAAGACCAAAUUGAACAAUUUGAAACGGACCCAUUUUUUAAGCUUAAAGUUCAAGUUCGCCAAUGGGAUGAUGCCGCCAAAGUUGUUGAUCUCCAGGUCCCCAAUCUGGAAUCGUAUCGUCCAAUGAUGAUCCGUCAUUUGUUGGCUCAAUAGAAGGCCUAACCCCCUUUUUUUGCACAUUCUUUACUCUCCCCCCCCCCCUUUUUUUUUCUAUCGGCAUCUUACUUGUUUAAGCUCAUAAUCAGCAAUAAAUAAAAGCGAUUUCAAGUUUUUUUGGGCGAAUUAGACAGAGAAUCAGGAAGACGGUAAAGAAAGACUUAAUCAUGAAUCAAUAAAAAAAAAGUAUCUGCGUUUGUUUCAAGCCCUU
Messenger RNA from Mucor mucedo, 882 nucleotides. RefSeq lists its product as uncharacterized. Bases 48 to 668 code for a protein of 206 amino acids. The record is from RefSeq and is a predicted model, not a curated record. The transcript has 4 exons. NCBI's taxonomy places the organism in Eukaryota, Fungi, Mucoromycota, Mucoromycetes, Mucorales, Mucoraceae.